Molecule: messenger RNA, 417 nt
Organism: Phycomyces blakesleeanus NRRL 1555(-)
Lineage: Eukaryota; Fungi; Mucoromycota; Mucoromycetes; Mucorales; Phycomycetaceae
Exons: 5
Coding region: 1-417 (138 amino acids)
Source: RefSeq, a predicted model, not a curated record
AUGCGUUUAGUCUUUAUUUGGUAUAUAUUAGCAAGCAAAAAAAAACCAGGAGAAAACAGAAGAGAUCGUCAAGGCUCGGAGAAAGCAAAAGAGAAGAAGAGGCAAAAUACAGUGCAUACGGUCCCAAAACUGCGGAUCUUAAAACAAAAUGCAAUCACCGGAGAUCUAAAAUCUAAAUACAUUUGGAAAUUUGUUCCAAUUGAGCCAGGUUUAAUAUUGGAUAUGGAAGUAUCUGGAGAUUCGAAUGGUGGUUUUAUACUUAACUCAGAUAAGGGUCCUCUUGCAAACCCUUUAAAUGCUUGUUUAACUGCCCCAUCUUCUGCACUCGUAUAUGUUCCUUUUACUGCUUUAUACAGUCAGCAUAUUAUUCACAUUGAAUAUUCAAUUAUAUCAAAGCCUCUUUGUAGACGAGAAUAA